Molecule: messenger RNA, 1236 nt
Organism: Oppiella nova
Lineage: Eukaryota; Metazoa; Arthropoda; Arachnida; Sarcoptiformes; Oppiidae
Source: the annotation of a GenBank genome assembly
GAGUUUUUCACUCGUAAUUAGCGCUGAAUUGCAUUGCAAUCCAUAGUUAUGUCGACAAUGACUGCGUUUACGCGUGUUUUGUGUCAACGUUUUGCCACUAAAUCACUGCUUAAACCGUAAACACGUUUCCCGACUGUCAUUGAGAUGUAAACAACUGUUUGUUAACAUAAUUAUCGACUAAUAGUAACCGAUAUUAACCGCAAAUCUGUGAUAAUAUUUACACACAAGAAGUGGAUUGAGUUUUGUUGACCACAAAAGUCAAACACAAAAAUGCUUUUCAUAUCAACAAACCGCUGGACACUAGCCAUCGGUGUCUUAAUUGUGAUCAACAGUGUGGCCGCCGAUGGCUCUCAACCGGCGCCUACUGUCAGCCCUCCCGGCGCUGCCGACUCGUCCCCAUCGACACCACUGGCCACAGAUGGCGACCACAAGUCCGGUGAUAAUCGCGACGCGAAUGCGAGCCAAUCGUCGCCCGACACGACCUCCGGAUCCGGGGAUCAGUCGACGAUAUCAACGACAACGACCAUCACCGCCGCCACAGACAGUGAGGGCACCGGUGGUGACCAAUCGGUGACGACAAACGCCACUAUCAACCGGACAUCAUAUGUGGAACCGUUGGUGAAUGACUUGCCGUCAGUGCCCACUCCGGCGCCGCCCUCUGAGAUGUUGUCGUUCGAGGAAUGGCGCAAAAAGAUCGCCGAAAAGGCUGUCCAACAGCAACAGCAGCAACAACUGCACCAACAAAACGGCGCUCAACUCACUGUUCCCAAGACUACGGGGCAGCAGGCGAUCGGUGGACAACAAACGGGUCAAGUGUUGACACCCCAGGGCUCACCCGUCGGGACGCAGACGUCCGGACAGGUGACGGACGCCGGAAGUACAGGCGCUGUGGCCCAGAAGCCCAAGUCGAUGGGCGUCCAGAAAAGGACCCGUAAUUUCGCGUCCCAUGAAUGCGGCGCUAAAAUAGUGGACAGCAAUCCGGAGUCGGAGUCCGUCUUAAGGAUUCUGAACGAACAGACCGACGAAUAUAUGCUGAACCCAUGCAAAGCCAAGAUCUGGUUUGUGGUGGAGUUGUGCGAAACCGUACAGCCCAUGCACAUAGAACUGGCUAACUUUGAACUGUACUCAUCGGUGCCCAAAGAGUUCAACAUACAGGCCAGCGAUCACUAUCCCACCCGCGACUGGUCCUCAUUAGGUAAGCGUCGCUCCCGACGAUUGGUUACGCUAUACGAGUAG